AUGGCCAACAAGAAACUCAAGGAAGGAGUCAAGACUGAGAACAAAGAUCAUAUUAAUUUGAAUGUUGCUGGGCAGGAUGGUUUUGAGGUGCAGUUUAAGAUUAAGCGGCAUACACCACUUAGUAAACUCAUGAAAGCCUAUUGUGAUCGACAGGACACACUUGCACAGUUGGAAAUGGAAGAUGAAGAUACAAUUGAUGUAUUCAAGCAACAGACAGGAGAUGUAUACUAA
Messenger RNA from Jaculus jaculus (lesser Egyptian jerboa), 231 nucleotides. Its product is annotated as small ubiquitin-related modifier 2-like. Gene Ontology annotation, biological process: protein sumoylation. The coding region runs from base 1 to 231 and encodes 76 amino acids. Gene Ontology annotation, cellular component: nucleus. Gene Ontology annotation, molecular function: protein tag activity; ubiquitin-like protein ligase binding. The transcript is spliced from 2 exons. The record is from RefSeq and is a predicted model, not a curated record. Lineage: Eukaryota; Metazoa; Chordata; Mammalia; Rodentia; Dipodidae.